AUGUCGGAACUCCUCCAUGAGAUUCAAAAGAAGCUGGUCUUCCCUAUUGAUUUCGUCAGUCAACGCCAGGUGGAGAGAUUGGUAUACCGGAUAUUAUUUUUCGGAACAUCAGCGGCUUGUUUGAUUGGAUUUGUCACUCAAUCGAUGUUCAACUUAUUGACAUGUUUUGGCGUCAGCUUUACUCUGUGCCUGAUAGCUGUGCUUCCAAGCUAUCCCGCAUUCAACAAACAGCGUCCUGAAUGGGUUAAGCCAAGAAUUCGUGUUUAG
Molecule: messenger RNA, 267 nt
Organism: Lachancea dasiensis
Lineage: Eukaryota; Fungi; Ascomycota; Saccharomycetes; Saccharomycetales; Saccharomycetaceae
Source: the annotation of a GenBank genome assembly